AUGACAGACCACAAAGACAUCAAUGGCGUGGACCAACUCUCCCGCAUCCAAACGGCACAGAGCGUCAACAUCUCGAUGGAGAUGUUCGAGAAGCUGUACCUCAAUCCCGAGAAUCGAGUCCGAGGACAUUUGCGAUCAACAUUCGCCAAUCCUACGCCUUUGCCUUUGCUCGGAUUCUUGAUCGCUUCGACGCCUCUGGCAUGUGCAUUGAUGGGAUGGCGAGGAGCGGGAGGUGGUGGGGCGGCGACAGUUGGAACCUACUACUUCUUUGGCGGUAUGCUCCAGAUCAUCGGUGCCCUGCUCGAAUGGGUCAUCGGCAACACAUUCAUCUACAUCGUCUUCGGAUCGUUCGGUGCCUUCUGGCUGGCAUUCGGAGCGACGUUGACCCCAUACUUCAACGCUGAGGGGGCAUUCACCUCCGGCGCAACGACGACAGCCGAAAUGGAAGCCGGCGUGCAGAGUUUCCAGGCUAGCUUGGGCUUCUUCCUCCUCUUCAUGGGAGUUUUGGUCUUCAUGUACCUCAUCUGCUCCCUGCGCACCAACGCCGUGUUCUUCAUGAUUUUCCUCUGUCUCGACAUGUCGCUCUUUCUGCUGACAGCAGCCUACUGGAAGGGAGCAGAGGGUGACACCGCGGCAUUUGAAAGGCUGGAAGUGGCCGCCGGAGCAUUCGUCUUCGCGUUCUGCAUGUUUGGCUGGUACCUUUUCUUCGCGCAGUUGUUGAGAGCGGUGGAUUUCCCGCUUGAUUUGCCCGUGGGAGACUUGAGUGGGCUGAUCAAGGCGAGGAAGGCGAAGCCUGAUAUUGAGAAGAAUGUGGAGCCGAAGUCGGACUGA
Molecule: messenger RNA, 831 nt
Organism: Zymoseptoria tritici IPO323
Lineage: Eukaryota; Fungi; Ascomycota; Dothideomycetes; Mycosphaerellales; Mycosphaerellaceae
Exons: 5
Coding region: 1-831 (276 amino acids)
Cellular component (GO): plasma membrane
Molecular function (GO): acetate transmembrane transporter activity
Source: RefSeq, a predicted model, not a curated record